Molecule: messenger RNA, 1395 nt
Organism: Exserohilum turcica Et28A
Lineage: Eukaryota; Fungi; Ascomycota; Dothideomycetes; Pleosporales; Pleosporaceae
Exons: 2
Coding region: 1-1395 (464 amino acids)
Biological process (GO): macroautophagy
Cellular component (GO): fungal-type vacuole membrane
Source: RefSeq, a predicted model, not a curated record
AUGCGGCUCUCACGCGUGGUGCCCGUUCUGCCCCUGGCCUCUGCUUUCGUUAUCACUGAACCCAAUGUAUUUGCAAACAUUGAGAAGUCGGGAAGGCAGCUUGCCGACCAUUCUCAGAAGGUUCUGGACAACGCCCAGGGCGUCCUUGACAGUGCAUUCAGCAAGGUCAAAGACACUGCAAAGGAUGCAUACAACAAAGUCCACAAUGCUGGCUUCGACGCCGAGGCGUGGUUAGAGAGCGCCCAGUUCGACGGCUUUGAGCAUCAUCAUCGCCCUCACCACGGCCCGCCCCAUGGCCCACACCAUGGCCCACCCCAUGAUGGCCCACCCCACCAUGGUGGCCCUCCUCACCAUGGCGGUCCUCCUCACCACGGCGGUCCUCCAAACCGAACAGUCUACGAGCUCAUCAACGAGAGCAAGUACACAACAAAGCUGGCCAAGCUGAUCAACGAGUACGAUGACAUUGUUGAACUGCUCAAUGGCACUGCGGCCAACUAUACCAUCUUUGCACCAACAGAUGAGGCCUUUGAGAAGAUUCCCAAGCAUCACCCUCAGCCCUCGAAGGAAUUCCUCAAGGACCUCCUCCUAUACCAUGUCGUUGACGACUUCUACCCUGCUGGUCGUGUUCUACAUAGCUACACCAUCCCUACGCUGUACACAACCAGCAAGAACCUCGGACAUGCUCAGCGUCUGACUGUCAAAGUCUCACUCAAGGGCCCUACCAUCAACUUCUACAGCCGCAUUGUAGCCGUCAACAUCUUUGGCACCAACGGCGUUGUGCACGGUGUCAGCAGCAUCCUCGUGCCUCCUCCCAACGUCGCCACCAUCAUCAGCCUGCUCCCCGGCGAAUUCAGCACGCUCAACCUUGCUCUCGAAAAGACUGGCAUCUUUGACCUGAUGAACAGUACCGAGUAUGACCACAAUGGCGGUACUUUCUUUGCACCCAGCAACUCUGCUUUCACCAGGCUUGGCCAUCGUGCUAACGCCUUCCUCUUCUCCAAGUACGGUGAGAAGUACCUCAAGGCUCUUCUCGAGUACCACAUUGUUGUCGACCAGACCCUUUACUCUGACGCCUUUUUCGAUGAGUGUGACGACGAGGAUGGCGAUGCCCACCCAUCUCGCUACCACUACGACCUUGCUACCCUGUUGAAAGACAAGUACCUCUCAGUCGAUGUUGGAAGCUGGGGACCUUUUGUCGAAAUCCGAAUCAAUGGUUUCGCGCACGUCACUGUAAGCGACGGUGUUGCCAGCGAUGGUGUCAUCCACGGCGUUUCUAGCGUCUUGAUCCCACCCAAGACCGCCAAUGGCGAGCAAAUCUUCUGGCAGGGUGAGGAGAUUGAUGUUGAUGAUCUCAAGGAACGUCUUCAGCCUUUUGUCGACAACAUGGAGCUGUAA